Gossypium arboreum is the source of this 3074-nucleotide messenger RNA. RefSeq names its product probable pectinesterase/pectinesterase inhibitor 21. The transcript is spliced from 2 exons. Gene Ontology annotation, molecular function: pectinesterase activity; pectinesterase inhibitor activity. Gene Ontology annotation, biological process: cell wall modification. Lineage: Eukaryota; Viridiplantae; Streptophyta; Magnoliopsida; Malvales; Malvaceae. Bases 186 to 2978 code for a protein of 930 amino acids. The record is from RefSeq and is a predicted model, not a curated record.
AAAUCCAAUAUAUAAAAGGCAAGGCUUCAUCUCCAAUGGAAGCAUGAUCUUUUAAGUAAGAGUCAUCAAAAAAGAGAAAAAGCCAACCACACUUCGGAGGGGCUUCAUUACCUUCGAAGGAGUUGGCAAUUGAAUUUGUUGCCCCUCCAAUUUUUUUUUCAUUUUUAAUAAAAAAAUUUACGAUUAUGUCGAGCUCGGAUGAUGCUGAGAGGAAGAAGCGGAUCGCUAUAAUUGUGGUCUCCUCUUUCCUCUUAGUGGCCGUGGUGGUGGCGGUGACGGUCGGGGUUAGCAUCCAAGAAGAGGAGAGCGACUACGACGACAGAACCACAGAUGGGAAUAAACACGCUCAGGUUACUUCCUCCAAGAAGGCUAUCAAAAUGAUUUGUCAACCAACCACUUUCAAGAGAACAUGUGAAGAGCAGCUCCAACAAGAAGCUGGGAACAAGACGGAUGUUAAAGACCUAAUUCAAGCGGCGUUUAAGGCAGCCAUAAAGUACGUGGAGCAAGCUCAGGCGAAUUCCACCCUUUUGAGGGAUCUGGAGAAAGAUGAAGGGACUAGAAGUGCUUUAGAUGCCUGCAAGAUUUUGUUGAAUUCUACCAUGAGCGAAUUUAAUAAGUCACUUGAACUUGUUGACAAGAUAGAAGUUAAUACAGUGAAUAAAUUGUUGGGUGAUAUGAAGAUUUGGUUGAGUGCUACCAUUAGUAACCAACAAGCUUGUUUAGAUGGGUUCGAAAAAACCAAAUCAAAAACAGAAGCUGGGGAGAAAAUGAAGAAGUUCUUGAACAUCACGAUGCAACUCAGUAGGAAUGGUCUUGCCAUCGCCUGUGAGUUAUCGGAGCAACUUCAACAGUUGGAGCUUGCCGGAAUGUUUGAACGUCGCCGUCUUCUCCAAGACGAAGAUGGACUUCCGGUUAUUGGCCAUUCUGAUUGGACUUCCUUUUUAGAACGAAACAAGGAAUGGAAUCGUCGCCGUCUUCUUCAAGACGAAGAUGGACUUCCGGUUAUUGGCCAUUCCGACUGGACAUCCUUUUUAGAACGAAACAAGGAAUGGAAUCGUCGUCGUCUUCUUCAAGACGAAGAUAGACUUCCGGUUAUUGGCCAUUCCGAUUGGACAUCCUUUUUAGAACGAAACAAGGAAUGGAAUCGUCGCCGUCUUCUCCAAGACGAAGAUGGACUUCCGGUUGUCGGCCAUUCCGAUUGGACAUCCUUUUUAGAACGAAACAAAGAAUGGAAUCGUCGUCGUCUUCUCCAAGACGAAGAUAGACUUCCGGUUAUUGGCCAUUCCGAUUGGACAUCAUUUUUAGAACGGAACAAGGAAUGGAACCGCCGCCGGAUGCUCCAAGAAAGCGAAGACCUCUCCGUUAUUGGGCACAUGGACAUUGAUCUCGAAAUUCCAGCAGGAGCUAGGAGAUUGAUGUCGACUGAUUUGAAGCCUGAUCUUAUUGUUGCCCAGGACGGUAGUGGAGACUGUAAAACCCUUAAUGAAGCCAAACAAAGAAUCCCUCCUGGAUCCACUAAGCCUUUCGUCAUUUAUGUCAAGGCCGGAGUUUACGCUGAGAAUAUUGAUUUCACCUCCGAUUUGACCCAUGUUGCACUGGUUGGAGAUGGUAAAGAAAAAACCAAAAUCACUAGUAAUAUCAGUACUGGUCCCGAUGGAAAACCCACUACCUACUUCACUGCUACCGUCGGUGUUGAUGGAGACCACUUUUUUGCCAAGAACAUUGCGUUCGAAAACUCAGCCGGGCCAUUGAAAGCACAAGCAGUGGCGUUAAGGUUACAGUCAGAUUUUGGAGUGUUCUACAACUGCUCGAUAGAUGGUUACCAAGACACACUAUACGUAUUCAGCAAACGCCAAUUCUUCCGUGAAUGCACCAUUUCUGGAACAAUCGAUUUCGUAUUCGGCGAUUCAGCGGCGGUCUUUCAAAAAUGCAAAUUCCUUGUCCGAAAGCCACAGUCAGGACAACAAAACGUUGUUACGGCACAAAAAAGAUUAGACCAUAACCAGCCCACAGCUUUUGUGAUCAUGGACAGUGAAAUCAUCCCAGAUGCUGAGCUUGCACCAGUGAAGAACGAAUUCCCAGCAUUCCUUGGUCGUCCAUGGGGUAAGCUAUCCAAAGCUAUCAUUAUGCAAACUUACAUUGACGAUAUGGUACACCCCGAAGGUUGGACUAGUUGGGAUCCCAAAGAACCGACAAAUCUUUGCCAAUACGCCGAGUUCAAUAACACUGGCCCUGGUGCUUCCACUUCCCUUCGUGUUAAAUGGGCUGGAGUUAGGUUGCUUAACGAGGCAGAGGCCAUUAACUACACUCCACCCAAGUUCUUUGACAUCGGUGAUGCUUGGAUUAAGGAGUCCGGAGUCCCUUACACCUCAAAUCUUUCCACUGGUAAAACUGAAGACAAAGGGUUGAUCCCUACGUCCCUAGAUGUUCCCGCUAGUAAAUCCGAAAACAAUGGGUUCAUCCCUACCUCCCCAGAUGUUCCCGCUAGUAAACCUGAAAACAAUGGGUUCAUCCCUACCUCCCCAGAUGUUCCCGCUAGUAAACCCGAAAACAGUGGGCUCAUCCCUACCUCUCCAGAUGUUCCCGCUAGUAAACCCGAAAACAGUGAGGUGAUCCCUACCUCCCCAAAUGUUCCCGUUAGUAAACCCGAAAACAAUGGGUUCAUCCCUACCUCCCCAGAUGUUUCCGUUAGUAAACCCGAAAACAGUGGGUUGAUCCCUAUCUCUCCAGAUCUUUCCGCUAGUAAACCUGAAAACAAUGGGGUGGUCUCUAUCUCCCCAAAUCUUUCCGCUAGUAAAGCCGCACACAAAGGGGAGAUAAAGCUGAAGAAACAUAAACACAAGAAAAAGAAGCACCAUGGGAAAGGGAAGAAGCACCAUGGAAAAGGGAAGAAGCACCAUAGGAAAGGGAAGAAGAAAGGGAAGAAAUCCAAGAAGCACCAUGGAAAAGUUGAGGCGAAAUCAAUAAUCCAAGCUUAACUUCUAAAUUAUAUUAUCCAUUUCUAUAAUAUUUUUUUUAUAUAUUAUAUAUUAAAUUACUAAUGCAGCAAAGUUAUCAGCUCCUUACAAGAACAA